Messenger RNA from Colossoma macropomum (tambaqui), 1343 nucleotides. It is a transcript of the gene ccl25a, whose product is annotated as chemokine (C-C motif) ligand 25a. The record is from RefSeq and is a predicted model, not a curated record. The transcript has 5 exons. Gene Ontology annotation, molecular function: chemokine activity; CCR chemokine receptor binding. Gene Ontology annotation, cellular component: extracellular region. Lineage: Eukaryota; Metazoa; Chordata; Actinopteri; Characiformes; Serrasalmidae. Gene Ontology annotation, biological process: cellular response to interleukin-1; cellular response to type II interferon; inflammatory response. Bases 136 to 447 code for a protein of 103 amino acids.
CUCAGGUGUCAUGGCCAAGAUCUUUAUAAAAGGGCAUGCCUUAAACAGCGAGCAGACUCCUGGAGCCCAGCAGUAACCUCAGCUGAGCUUUCUAAUGCCCCAUACUGACUCAGAGACACGCUGACACAUCCAGCCAUGCGAUUCAUUGUGCUCUUCUUCCUCGUGCUCCUGGGGUUCCUCUACCUCAGCUUGGCACAAGGUUCAUAUGAGGACUGCUGUCUGCGCCAUGUAAACAGCGUGAAAAAGCACACCCUGAAAAAUGUGGUUAACUACAGAAAACAGGAGCUGGAUGGUGGCUGUAACAUUGCGGCCAUAGUGUUCAAGACGAAGCGAGGACGAUUUUUCUGUGCUAAUCCCAGCAACACAUGGGUGAAGAUGCUGAUGGAAAAGGUGGACAGAGAAAAUGUCCACAGAAAGAAAUCCUCCAAGAACAAGCGUUCCAGCUAAAUGUUUGGCUGUGAGAACCUAUGAGGUAGAUGCCAGCGUCUACAAGGUUUCUGCCUUGAGUGCUGUGGUUCCACUCACUGUCUCGGACUCAGCUUUGGUGUACUGGCUACCCAGCAUGGACUUUUUUAGUACUCUCUGUAUUUUGCCCAAAGCAUAAGCUGCUAACAACACUCCAUUCUUUUCCUAAAUACUGCCACAGCCCGUUGCCUAUGGCUCAAUGUGCAUAAAUCUGGCCAUGCAUACAGGAGUAAGAAGGGCUGCAUGUUUAAGCUAUUUAGUGAUGAAUUAUGUCUAUAAACGUUCACUUUUUUAUGGCUAGCAGCUUUGCUGGAGCUGAUAACAAUGUAAUUCACAUGUGGGUGGAAUGGUUUUGCAAUCCCAUCAAAUACUUCAACUGUUUCCUUAUGAGAUUUACUGUAAUGACAGUGUAUCUCACUGAGAGUGACCUUUGAGCUUGUAGGUAAUGUGUAUAAAUGUCUCCUUUUUGAUGUUCAUUUCAUGUCUUUAAUUACUUUAAAUGUUACUCUAGUAAGAAUGAAUGGUUUGUGUCAUUUUUAGAGUUAUAUUUUAAAGUAGCUUCUUAUUUGAAACAAAUUGUUAUUUUGUACCCUUAUCUUGCUCUGUUCAUCUGACUGUUUUAGAGGUUGUCCAUGUUUUGAAAGAAAAUGAUAGUGACUUUUAGCAGUUUAGAUAUUAUAAAAGUCACUUUGUUCAUUUUAUUGCGACAAUAAGCCUGUAAAUGUUUGACUAUUGCAAUUCUGAGUCACUUGGAGUGGGAGUGUCCUUUCUUACUAUAAUUACUACUUUCAGAUAAAGUAUUUUUAUAUUGCCAGUCAAUAUUUGUGUUCAUACAUAACUAAUAAAAAGGUGAGUUUCCUCUUCCAAUGAAAAAUUCA